GCCGUGAGGGCGGCGAUGGCGGCGGCGAUGGCGGCGCCCGGCGGGGACGAGGCGGGCGCGGACUCGGACGGCGGCAGCAGCAGCGAGGAGCUGGUGCUCACCCCGGCACAGCUGAUCCACAGCCUGGAGCAGGCCUGGCUCAACGAGAAGUUCGCUCCGGAGCUGCUGGAGAGCAGACCCGAGAUCGUCGAGUGUGUCGUGGAGCAGCUGGACCACAUGGAAGCAAACCUGAAGCGGGCAAAGAGAGGAGACCUGAAGGUGAGCGUGCACCGCAUGGAGAUCGAGAGGAUCCGCUUCGUGCUCAGCAGCUACUUGAGGUGUCGGCUGGUGAAGAUAGAGAAGUUUUUCCCCCACAUCCUGGAGAAGGAGAAGUCUCGAGCUGAAGGGGAGCCCUCCAUCCUGUCACCAGAGGAGUUUGCUUUUGCUAAAGAGUACAUGGCGAACACAGAGACUUACCUGAAAAACGUGGCCCUAAAACACAUGCCACCCAACCUGCAGAAAAUGUCUCUCCUAAAAUCAGUUCCGAAGCCCAACCUGGACUCCUUUGUGUUCCUGAGGGUGCUGGAGCGGCAGGAGAACAUCCUGGUGGAGCCAGAGACGGAUGAGCAGAGGGAAUACGCCAUCGACCUGGAGGAGGGCUCCCAGCACCUGAUCCGCUACAGGACCGUGGCCCCGCUGGUGGCCUCGGGCGCCGUGCAGCUCAUCUGAGGGGCAGAGGCUUUUCCAGGUGUGCGGCAGGCGGGCUGUCGCCCCCCCAGCCAUGCCCGUGGACCUGGCCGUGCGGCUCUGCCUGAGCCACUCGCCCCCCAUCCGCAAGCUGCUGAACUCCUACGAGGAGCUGCGGGGCAACCGAGGCCGCAAACCCCUCCGAUCCUGUCUCAACCAGAAGCUGAGCGCAGAACCUGAGCCCGAGCGGCGAGACAACACCAAGAGCUCCAAGGGGCAGAAGAAGAAGCGAGUCGUGUUUGCUGAUAUGAAGGGGCUCUCGCUGACGGCCGUCCGCUUCUUCUCAAGGAUUGAGGAGGACCUUUGUGACUUGCAGCAUGCCCUGUCAGACCUUGCCUCCUUCCGCCCCAGGCUGUGGGACUCGCGCCCAGAAGCGUGCAGGUACGUGCUGGACUUCCCACAGCCCUCAGUGGACUACACGGCUUUCCGCAGCAGCCUGCACAGGAACCUCGUCUGCCUGGAGAGCUGUGUGAUCCAGGACCGUGCUCUGUCAGGGACAGUGAAGGUCAGAAACAUUGCCUAUGAGAAGAAGGUGGCAGUCCGCAUCACCUUCGACGGCUGGAAGAGCUUCCGGGACGUCCCCUGCCAGUACAUGCACAGCACGUACGGCUCGGCCGACACAGACAUCUUCUCCUUUGAGCUCACCCUGCCCAAGCCAGCCAGCGGCCGCAGGGCCACAGAGUUCUGCAUCUCCUUCCAGUGUGGACAGAAGACCCACUGGGACAACAACCAUGGGAAGAACUACAAGAUCCGCCAUGUGGGCGGAUCCUCCCGUGCCAUGAAGAGUGCCAGUGGGGCCUGGGAGCAUCUUGGCACCUCUGGGGCUGCCGCCCUGGUCCUUUCUCACCUGCAGACCUGGCAGCGUUCAGAGACCCAGGCUCCUUACUGGUAGGAGGGCAGUGUGUGAAGACAUGUAGGUCCUCUCCACAUCCCAGACAUGGUACAAGAGUCUUGGGGGAAGGGUCAGCUGCAGAAGAUGCUGCUCACAGUUCUGUUAGCCCCUCCACGGCUCUAUGAGCAGCUGCCGGUCUCUGCAGAAGCUUUUUUCCUACUGGCUCCUGGCGCAGAGGCUGGAAGCUGCUGCUUGGAGUGACUCCUGUAGGUUCUUGCAAGUGACAAGGAACAGGCUGUGAGCCAGAGCCCGCGGCCAGGCCUGAGCCACUCAGGGAGCCACGGGGCCGGUGCUGCCCAAGUGCCUUGUGUGGAAGGGGCUGCUGGGGAGGGGACGGGCUCCUCGUGCUCCACCGUCCCGAGAAGGGCUUAGUGCGGGGCCACCGGGCCGAGAGUGGCGGGGGCACCUCCGGUCGUUGGUGCUGUAACGGGGAGUUUAAUAAAGUGACGGCGCUUCGCGA
This is a messenger RNA of Chiroxiphia lanceolata (lance-tailed manakin), 2078 nucleotides long. It is a transcript of the gene GINS4, whose product is annotated as GINS complex subunit 4. Bases 16 to 708 code for a protein of 230 amino acids. NCBI's taxonomy places the organism in Eukaryota, Metazoa, Chordata, Aves, Passeriformes, Pipridae. Gene Ontology annotation, biological process: double-strand break repair via break-induced replication; DNA-templated DNA replication. Gene Ontology annotation, cellular component: GINS complex. The transcript is spliced from 8 exons. The record is from RefSeq and is a predicted model, not a curated record.